Indicator indicator is the source of this 3703-nucleotide messenger RNA. It is a transcript of the gene TPRA1, whose product is annotated as transmembrane protein adipocyte associated 1. The record is from RefSeq and is a predicted model, not a curated record. Gene Ontology annotation, cellular component: plasma membrane. The coding region runs from base 40 to 1194 and encodes 384 amino acids. The transcript is spliced from 11 exons. NCBI's taxonomy places the organism in Eukaryota, Metazoa, Chordata, Aves, Piciformes, Indicatoridae. Gene Ontology annotation, molecular function: G protein-coupled receptor activity. Gene Ontology annotation, biological process: G protein-coupled receptor signaling pathway.
GGAGGCAGGGGCGGGCGCCCGCGGCGGAAGGAAGGCAGGAUGUUCCAGUCUGUGAUGUCUGUGAUGAGGUUCUCAGUGUCUGACAACAUCACACAUUCAACUGCCCUGGUUACACCACUGGAUAAUGUGACAACUUCGGUGCCAACAACCACGCAGGCAAUCAAUGACACCAACAUCACUGUGCCGCACAAGUGCCUGUUGUUGCUCUAUGAGGACAUUGGGAAGUCCAGGGUCCGCUACUGGGAUCUUCUGCUCCUGGUUCCCAAUGUGCUUUUCUUUAUGUUUCUUCUCUGGAAACUGCCCUCUGCCAGGGCCAAAAUCCGGGUAACUUCCAGCCCAAUCUUCACUACAUUCUACAUACUAGUAUUUGUGGUGGCUUUAGUUGGGAUUGCUCGUGCUGUUGUCUCCAUGACUGUGAGUGCCUCUGAUGCUGCCACAGUUGCAGAUAAGAUCCUGUGGGAGAUCACAAGAUUCUUCCUUCUGGCGAUUGAACUGAGCGUGGUGAUUCUAGGCCUUGCCUUUGGUCACCUGGAGAGCAAGUCAAGUGUGAAACGUGUUCUGGCAAUCACUACAGUGCUGUCUCUGGCAUAUUCUGUCACCCAGGGCACCCUGGAAAUCCUCUACCCUGAUGCCCACCUCUCAGCAGAAGACUUCAACAUCUAUGGCCAUGGAGGGAGACACUUUUGGCUUGCCAGCUCCUGUUUCUUCUUUCUGGUCUAUUCCUUGGUGGUGAUUCUUCCAAAAACUCCUCUCAAAGACCGGAUUUCUUUGCCCUCCAGGAAGAGUUUUUAUGUUUAUGCUGGAAUCCUGGCACUGCUGAACCUGGUGCAGGGCCUGGGUAGUGCUCUUCUCUGUGUGGAUAUCAUAGAAGGACUGUGCUGUGUUGAUGCAACCACGUUCCUUUACUUCAGCUUCUUUGCACCUCUCAUAUAUGUGGCAUUCCUGAAAGGCUUCUUUGGGUCUGAACCGAAGAUCCUUUUCUCCUACAAAUGUCAAGUGGAUGAGCCUGAGGAUGUGGAUGUGCACCUACCCCACCCUUAUGCUGUUGCCAAGAAGGAAGGAAUGGAUUCUGGCUUCUACUCAAGCACUCAGAUAGACACCACAGCCUACCUGGAUGACGUGGCCUCCAUGCCAUAUCACGUGGGCAGUAUCAACAGCAUAGACAGUGACCGCUGGAAAGCCAUCAAUGCCUAAAGCAGGGCUACCUGCUUCGUGUGAUGUCUUGUUCCUUUCCUUCCAAACUCCCUGAUACCACAGCUGUUAGGAUGUCCUCUGGAAACCUGUCCUUGGCUACCUGCCAUGGCUUUCCACUCUUCCUUAGGGUUUCCAAAACCUAUUGUGGAACUGAGUUGGCAGUCCAAAUUCUGUUGAAAAGAAUAUUUUCGUGUCACUGAGAACAAUGUAAACCAGUUUUCUUCAUAAACCUAUAAACACUGAACCUUCCUGUUCUGCCGUGUUCCAGAUGUGAAUAUGACCCAGAAGACAGGCCUGCCUGGCACCUCUUCCUUUUCAGUGACUGAAAGCACUUGUCUGCCAGUUUGGGGAGCAGUGUUUAGGGAUGAAGGUGCUGAUUUGACUGCUGUAUUGUACAUAUAUAAAAGAGUUUGGUAGUUGAAACCAAAGAUGGUCUUCAUGGGCAUUUGCAAGCAGCAUGGCUGCCUGGGUCUUUGUCAUAAUGCAAUAGCAUAAGUGGUGAUGGUGGCUGAAGAGGAAAGCUGUUGAAAAAGAUAAAGUAGAGAAAGUUUUGGCUUAUCUCUGGUUUCAGCUAGUACUGAUGGAAAUAAUGAAUUGCAUUUUGCCAGGAUGGUAGCUAGCAGCAUGGAUGUGAACUGGCUGAACAAUAGGGAGACAAGAACAGACAGAGCUGCUGCCUAGCUGAGCUGAAGUAGCUGUGAAACAGUCUGUGAAGGCUGUGCAUCUGAACUCGCAGGAAAAUCGAAGUAACAACAUUGAAUCAAGGCUGAGUUUCAAGAAAAGGUGCAUUUUCUAUCUGCAUCCUGUUUCAUGGCUCUGGCAGGGUCUUGGAGAGUGCUGUGAAGGAGGGAACUGACUCUGCAGAUGAAGGCUCCAGAGGUGUUCAGGUGCUUGAGGCAGAGCAGAAGCUGAGCUGUCAGGAACUCAAACACCAUAGAUGUGCUAGAAUUAAUGGCUGGUGUUUUAAGUUGGUAGGCAAGUGGGAGAUGGAUGUGUUUCUUUGGCAGUGUCCCUUUCUCUUAUGUUACAGUUCAGAUCCCUGGACUUGUGCUAUUUUGAAUGGGUUUCAUGUCUUGAUGUGUUGAAAAUGCUUAUGUGCAUGUGGAAAGUGGUUCAUUUAAAAACCAUCUGGAACUUCUUAUUAACCUCUUCCAUGCUGGAAAAGGGACUACUGUUGUCUGAGCUGUCUUCUAUGUGGUUUCAAGACAUCAUGUUCCAAUCCAGGGACUGUUCAGGUGAAAGCUGCAUCAGGCUGGUUUCUGGGACAUAUUGUGCUCUCCAAGGAUGAAGAGGUGUAUUCCUCUAGCUUUGGGGAUGCUUUCCUACCUGAGUCCUCCAGGUAGGUGAUGAUCUGCUAUAAGCAAUAGCAACUUCCCAUUAGGUGUGGUAGAAAGAGUAUUUGAAAUGUCUGGGGACUGUGUAAAUCUCUUGUCCCAACUGACUGCUUUUCCUGAAGAAUAUUGAAGUAAGUUUCUGAGAAAUUGUCAUGCAGGGUGCAGUGUGGAAUUGUUAGUUUGGAUCAUGAGCAGGUGGGGGAAGCAUUGGUUACCAGGGUAAGAACACAAAGUUCAUAUUGGUUGCCAAAACUAUGCAGGCCCUUUGCUUAUCUUUUUUUUUGUUAAUGAGCAAUGCAGCCUCUCUGUUCUGCCUGUGGACUUUGCCCUGCAGGCCUCUAAGUAGCACUGGCACCUUGAAAACAAAGACUUCCCCCUUUUAAAGAAAAAUGUACUUUUGAAGAAAAAAGGUUUCCCUUUGUGUGAGAGGUGAAUUGUCUCAUGCAGGUCAACAGCCUUUCACUCUUCCCCUCCAUGCAGUGACUAUGUAAGGGCUGGACAAGGAAGUGGCCAGCUCAACCCUGCCACAUCAGCAAAGUGUUCUGUGCUGCUCCUGUCACUUGCUUGCAUUGGCCUGAGCCACAUGUGCUCAUGUCCUCUGGAAGGGAUGGAGGUGUCAGAACUACCCUCCUGCUGCUCCUAGUGCUGCUUAUGACUGAUCUGAACUGCUGGUAGACAGCGUGGGGAAACUUGGAAAGCUUCCCUGGAGUUGGUGGGCCUUGGACAGUGCUGAGAUAUGAUGGUCUUAAAGCAGCUGAGAAAUAGAGGAGCAACUGUUUGCCAUCCAAAGGAGUAUUUGGUGGCUCUCAACAUCCUGAGUGGACUUACCUGCCCUCCUUGAUGUGAAGAGCAGGUUAUGAAUUAGCCUUUUUAUUGGCUGAAUUCAGUGCUGAAGAAUCACCUGUGCAGGUGGUCAACAUGUCCAUCCUGUCCUUCACUGGCAGGACUCCCGUGUUGUUGGAGUGUCCUAUGUUCUGCUGCUGAGGAGCUUCUGUGCUAGAUCAUGGACUGAUCUUCCUCCUGUUGUAUUUGUAUGUAUAUAUAAUGCCAUAUUCAAAAUGGACCUCAAGCAGGAGUGUUCUGUGUGGAGGGAAGGGGGGAAAGGGGAGCAAAAAGAGAGAAAAUAUAGAAUAAAUGUAUAUUUUUGUUUGUAAAAUAAAGAAAUAAAAGUAAGU